AUGACGUCCAGCGAUACUCUACUUGUCUAUAUAGAGGGGUGGACCGGUAACGUCGUGAUGUUGAACAGCUACAAUGACGGCGGCACGCUACUGCUCGGGGAUUCUUUCAGCGACGAGGUUGAGGCUGCGGACUACACGUCAGUCGCCAUCAGCCCGAACGGCACGAUCUUUUACGGGCUAAACCAAGCCACUGGGGAUCUGUUCCAACACGCUAGGACUCCGGAUGGUGACCUGUAG
Ectocarpus siliculosus is the source of this 237-nucleotide messenger RNA. The record is from the annotation of a GenBank genome assembly. Lineage: Eukaryota; Phaeophyceae; Ectocarpales; Ectocarpaceae.